This is a messenger RNA of Pelodiscus sinensis (Chinese soft-shelled turtle), 2938 nucleotides long. RefSeq names its product odd-skipped related transciption factor 2 (gene OSR2). Lineage: Eukaryota; Metazoa; Chordata; Testudines; Trionychidae. Gene Ontology annotation, biological process: urogenital system development; embryo development; regulation of transcription by RNA polymerase II. Gene Ontology annotation, molecular function: RNA polymerase II transcription regulatory region sequence-specific DNA binding; DNA-binding transcription factor activity, RNA polymerase II-specific. The record is from RefSeq and is a predicted model, not a curated record. Gene Ontology annotation, cellular component: nucleus.
AAAAAAAACUUAGGUUUCCAGAUUUAAAGAACUGCAAAUGCCUUCCAUCUUCUGGUUUCAUAGUAAACAAUAAAUGCAAAUAGAAGAAAUUCCUACGUGGCACAGUUAAAAUUGAAAACGUGGAUGGUUGAUCCUUAUAUUAAUAUAAAAUGGCUUAGAUGUAUUUCUAAGUAGGCCAUGCUGAAAGUUAAAUUCUGUAGGACCGAAGUGUGUUUUGGCAAAGAACCGAAAAAUACAGGUUUCCACUUCGAAGACCAAGCAAGGGGCACUCAAAUAUUCGGGAAGUGUAUCUUGUUUUGUGUAGUCGAUUGGUUUUAUUCGGGAACCAGUAAUAUUGAGGCUAUGAGCAGUGAAGAAAGGCACAUUAACUAAUGUAUGGAGAAUGUGCAUUUAAUCUUUAAGGGCAGAGUAUUUCAGACUUUUGACAAUUACACGUCACAAUUUCCAUCUCCAGAAAUCCAGGGGCCGUUAUAUUUGGUGCCCCAUACCGAUGGUUUUCGGACAAUCCAACACAUAAUUUCUGUAUCACUGGUGAGGGAAAACGACACGGCUUGUCUUGAUCUGAAAAAAAAAAACUGAUGGGAAUAGAACCAUAACAGCAAGAAAGAAAACGAAUUAACACAAAGAAAGAAAAGACACAAAGUUGCCUUUGCUCCGCACAGUGAUUUCUAGCUUAGCCCAGACACUGCGGCUCUGGUGUGUGAAGUGGGAGCUCCGUGAUUACACAUGGAACACGAUUAGCGGUGGGAAAGUUGAUUAGAAAUGGAGUUUAUAGUUUCGGUUGAAUGGACUGAGUGAAACCCUCUGACUGUCACACACCUCUCAUUAACUCCCUCCCUUGCUCUCCCAGAGUGCAUACCACAGCUCAGAAGGGGUUCAUUUCAUUAAUAAAACUCUAUGCGCAGGGCUGCUGCCGCCUUCCACGGUGGAGCCGAGAAACACAAGGGCUCUCUCUCACAUAUUCACGCUCUCCGGCAACUAAUCAAAAAUGAAGAAGAGCAAAUAAACACAGGAGCGGAUGGGCUGCGUCUGGGGGGAGAUGCCGAGCAGGCAAGCAGCACGAGGGGCCGUCAGCUGGGCCAGCCAGCCACUCAGAUCCUGUAGAGUGCAGAGUACAGCCCAGGGUUUUCAUUCAGAAAGGCCGAAUUCCCGAGGCAGCCCCGCGGGUGGGGCACACCGACCUGCGUGUGUGUGGAAGUCCCAGCAGGCAGGAGAGACAGCGCGCUGCAGCGUCCAGUUUCUUACAGGAUUUUCUGUCGUUGGAAGUUCAUAAAGCCACGAAGAAAGGAAAAGGGUUCUGCUUACCGCUGUCGUGGAAGAUGGGAAGCAAGGCUCUUCCAGCACCGAUCCCGCUCCACCCUUCACUGCAGCUCACUAACUACUCCUUUCUCCAGGCAGUGAACACUUUCCCAGCAGCCGUCGACCACCUGCAAGGUCUCUAUGGACUCAGCGCGGUGCAGACCAUGCAUAUGAACCAUUGGACAUUGGGGUAUCCCAAUGUGCAUGAAAUUACCAGGUCUACCAUCACGGAGAUGGCUGCAGCUCAGGGCCUGAUGGAUGCCAGAUUUUCUUUCCCAACGCUACCUUUCGCCACACACCUCUUUCAUCCAAAGCAAGGGGCCAUCGCCCAUGUCAUCCCAGCGUUACACAAAGACAGACCCAGGUUUGAUUUUGCCAAUCUGGCUGUGGCCGCCACGCAGGAGGACCCACCAAAGAUCGCAGAUCUGGCCAAGCUAAGUCCAGGACUUGGAAAUCCCAUCUCAGGGAUCAGCAAACUGUCUCCGGACAGAAAGCCCUCCAGGGGCAGGUUACCUUCCAAAACGAAAAAAGAGUUUAUCUGCAAGUUCUGCGGCAGACACUUUACCAAAUCCUACAACCUGCUUAUCCACGAAAGAACCCACACGGACGAGCGGCCCUAUACCUGUGACAUCUGCCACAAGGCUUUCCGGAGACAGGACCACCUCCGAGACCACAGAUAUAUCCAUUCCAAAGAAAAACCUUUCAAAUGUCAGGAAUGUGGGAAAGGAUUCUGCCAAUCCAGAACUCUAGCAGUUCAUAAAACUUUACAUAUGCAGGAAUCUCCACACAAAUGCCCCACAUGUGGAAGAACAUUUAAUCAAAGAAGUAAUCUGAAAACUCACCUUCUUACCCAUACAGACAUCAAGCCCUACAACUGUGAGCAGUGCGGCAAAGUGUUCAGGCGAAACUGUGAUCUGCGGCGGCACAGUCUAACUCACACCCCGCGGCAGGACUUCUAGAGCAGCCAAGGACCUGCACCUGCCUCUGCAGCUCCAAGUUGCUAAUUUUGCUCAAGGACUUAAUUGUAGAAAGCUACAUACACGCACACUGGGGUCGAGCCUGCAUAUCAUACUCCAGCAAAACUCCCUUAGGUAGUUGUGAACUGCAGGAUCGGGCCCCAAUCUUACCCACACGAAGAGCAUAUGCUAGUGUCCUGUAGAUAUUCGCAGCUCAUUUUAGAGCUAUGUACAGAAUGUGGUUUGUUGUCGGUUUUUUGUAUUGUUCUGUUGGAUGCACAUUGAUAACAAAUCUGGGAGUCAAAAUAUCUUUUAGAAGUGUAUUUCAAAAUAAUUCUUCCUCUCUUCCCCUCCCCCAUAUCUCCAGCUCUGUCCUAUUACUUUCCUACACGUUUUGUUUUACUGCUGUGUCAGCUGCAAUAGUAACUUAUAUUGAAUAAAUUUCCCCCUCUGGGAACGUAUUGUCACACGUUUCUGAAGUGUUCUUGUUUUCGCUUUUAUGACUGCUGCUUUUGUGUUAUCUAUUGUAAAAUAAAAUGGAAGUGCCCGUAUUUACAACUUCACUGCUUAAUGGCUUGAAUAUCUCUUGUAUUUUUUUUAACUGAAUGAACAACUUUUUUAAAAAGAAAUAGCUGCAAAUAAAGAGUGCCUGGGAAAUAAUGUAUACGACGAUCCGUAAACCA